ACCUGUUUCCAGAGAGGUAUUUAUCAUAGUUAAUAUGGAAUCAUUAGUUAGGGGGAAGUUAUUAAAAAGCUUAGUGGGGACUGGGUCUAAGAGACAAGUUGAGGUUUUGGAGGACGUACUAACUGAUGUUACUGUAUUUCCGGUUGAUCUACAGCAGUGAAGCAGUCUAAUGUUACCGAGGUUUCUAUGGAUGCAUUCACUUCUACUGCUUCAGCCUGCUCUGGGCUGAUGGUAGAAAAAACUUGAUUCAACUUAUGUCUAAUAUUUGAGAUUUUUAUCAUCAAACAAUUUAAGGAAAUCUUCAGAGCUGAGAAUAACAGGAAUAUGUGGUUUGGCUUGUACACUCAAAAACAUUCAAAUUAAAUCUGUAAGCAGGAAGGAAACAUAUUGAUGGCUUGUGUGGUGAUAUUUUUCUUUGUGACUGCUUUUUGUUUGCAGUCACAGAUAAAAAGCUUAAAGGUCUUGCUACUCUUAACACCAUGUUGGGAUAGAAAGGUGUUAGGAACAGAUAGACUCACGCUGGUGCAUGGUGGUGGAUUUGUUUAGUAGAUUAACCUGUUUACCAUCAGUUAUCCUGUUGUCUGCCUGUGACUGUGUCUUCCUGUACAUAUUGUCUUGCCUGGCUGAUAAUUAGCUGGUGUUGUAUGGCUGCUUAACUUGUUCAUCAUUUCCCUCAGACUUGAAGUCCUAUCACCUCCCUCUGACUUGUAGGCUAAACCGACACGGAGUCAACGACAGACUGGAUCUCUGUACGGACAUCGGCGUCUGGCACAGGACCAAGUCAGACCAAGCGUCCCUCCUCUUUUGCCCAAAGUGACAACAAAGCAACAACAAAAAACCUCCUAGGCCUGCACUCUGCAUUAGUAAUGGUGUUAAAAGGGUCCAACAGCUGGAGAACUCGUCUUUAACAUUGUGAAACAGCUUUGACUGCCUGGACAGUACAUAGCCAGUGUUUAAAUGAGUUUGUGUGUAACUUGGGCUGCGUGUCCCUGGAGAGAAACAACGAAGGAGUUUUGUUACAGCCCAUGACAGGCCUUAUGCAUGUUUCAUCUCCUGCUCUUAGAACAGAACCCCUUUUGUUAUCUAAUCUGCUGAAGCCCUCUUCUGUCCGGCCUGAGUGGCUGACUUUACUGCCUCAAGACAGGACUUCACAGACUGUCUGCCAGCUGCUAAACUGAUCCAUAUUCAGCAACAGCUGAGGAGAAGCAGGAGGACUUUGUCGAGUUUAGGAUCUCUUUUUUUUUUGCCAACUCAGUCAGCACUCAACAAAGUCUUUAAUGUCCAAAGGGCUAAGUGAAGGGGCUAUUGCAGUCCUUUUUGACUUUAUUUUUUAAGCAAUACAAUUGUUGUCUAGCAAUUUGAAAAGCAAAUAAUUUUAUACCUUAAGAGCUAAGUUCAUGUUGAAAAAAAAUAAAGGCCAUGGCUGACACUCUUAGACCUCCUUCGCUCCAGGUGAGUGUGCCGCAAGACGCUCCAGUAUAUUCUGAUGGAGGAAACCACCCUGUGUCAGAUGGCUGUGUCCGAUCGAGCUCCUCCACUCCAACUCUUCGCCGAAAGCGCUUCAAGAUGCGUCGGAUGAGGAACGUGCCUAGUGAAAGGGAGCUUGAACGAGCACGGAUUGCUAACACUCACCUGACGGCCAGAUCUCGCUCCAGCUCCAAGGAGUACCUUCAGCUACCAUCCAUUGAAAUCACGCCAUCCAGCGAUGAAGACGCAGCAUCUUCCUGGUCAAGCUGCUCCACGCCGAGCGCGUCACCUCGCCGCAGGCGUUUCCUGUUAAGGAGAUGGUUAAAGGUCAGAGAGAAGAAGGAGCAAGGCAGUGAGAGCAGCAGUCAGCAAAGCAGUCAGCAAAGCAGCCUGCAGAGCAGCCUGCAGAGCAGCCUGCAGAGCAGCCACGAAGAUGACAACACUCGCUUUUUAUCCCCGUUAAUCCGGGAGGAGAGGUCUGACAGUGCAGCGGAAAAAGUAAGCACUGCCAGUAAUUCAAACAAGAGCACACCUGCCUGCUCACCUGUCCUGCGUAAACGCUCCCACUCUCCCACCCCGCAGAACCAGGAGGGUGAGAACAUGGUGGAGAAGGGUUCGGACCACUCCUCUGACAAGUCGCCCUCCACACCUGAGCAGGUCGUCCAGAGAACGUACACGGUGCAGUCAGCACGCAGCGGCGGGAAGAACUCAAAGUCUCACAAGCGACUUUCCAAAUAUGACAGACUAAACCUGAUUAAAAAGAGCCAAAGCUGGUACAAUCAUGAAAGGCAACACAUCCUGAGAGUGCUGAGCCCCACAUACAAGCAGCGCAAUGAGGACUUCAGGAAACUCUUCAAGCAGCUCCCUGACACAGAGAGACUCAUUGUGGACUACUCCUGUGCUCUUCAACGGGACAUCCUCCUGCAGGGAAGACUCUACCUCUCUGAGAACUGGAUCUGUUUCUAUAGCAACAUCUUCCGAUGGGAAACACUGCUAACAGUGAGACUAAAGGACAUCUGUUCCAUGACUAAAGAGAAGACAGCUCGCCUCAUUCCCAAUGCCAUCCAGGUCUGCACGGACACUGAGAAGCACUUCUUCACCUCAUUCGGAGCCAGGGACCGGACAUACAUGAUGAUGUUCCGGUUAUGGCAGAAUGCACUACUUGAUAAACCCUUGUGCCCCAAAGAGCUGUGGCACUUUGUCCAUCAGUGCUAUGGCAACGAGCUGGGCCUGACAAGUGAUGACGAGGACUACGUUCCCCCUGAUGAUGACUUCAACACCAUGGGGUUUAGCGAGGAGAUUCCAAAUGAGGAGAAUGAGAUCAACAAUGACAACUUGACAAAGAGCAGUGCAGAGGCCAAGCCUGAGGGGAGCCCUCCUCCGCUGCUCAAGAAGGUCAUUCCAAACAGCGCCAUCCCAAGCCCUGGCAACAAUGACACACCCAUCACAUUUGACCUUCCAGUGGAGGAAUUUACAGACUGCCUCGCAGACGGGGAGCUGUUGACUGUUCCUCUAUUAGAGGAGGAGAAGAAAGAAACCAGUGGACCUGAAGGUCCUGUUCCCUCACCAUCCCUGGACCUAAAUGACAAUGAAGAUAUCCCUACUGAGCUCAGUGACUCUUCAGAAACCCACGACGAAGGUGAGGUGCAGGCCUUCCAUGAUGAUCUAAACGGCAGGCAGCAUAUCAAUGAGGUGUACAGGAUCAGCGUGGACAAACUCUACGACAUUCUCUUCAACAAGUCUCAGUUCAUGAGUGACUUCAUGGAGCAACGGCGAUUCUCGGGUUAUUACCCCCUACAUUCUUAUGACGUGGUGUAUCACCCAUGGAAGAAGGACGAAGGUGGACACCAAACCAGAGAGAUCAUGUACACCAUCUCUCUGUCCAACCCUCUGGCACCUAAGACAGCUGCGGUCACUGAGACGCAGACUCUGUACAAAGCCAGCCAGGAGAGUGAGUGUUAUAUAAUAGACGCAGAGGUCAUCACGCACGACGUGCCCUACCAUGAUUACUUCUACACUCUCAACCGCUACAUGCUAACACGCGUGGCCAAGAACAAAUGUCGGUUACGGAUAUCAACGGAGCUGCGUUUCAGGAAACAGCCGUGGGGUCUGGUGAAGGGCUUAAUAGAGAAAAACUUUUGGAGUGGACUGGAGGAGAACUUCCGACAUCUUGAAAUGGAGCUGGCCAAGCUGGAGGAGGUCAUGAAUGAGGCCAGCCAGCUCUCUCCAAAGGCCAAGGGGAUAAAGAACUCCACAGUGAGGCGAAAGAAGAGGCCCCUCCCACACAUGCGCAGCCAACAUCUGGACGAAGCCCUCAGUCCUGUUACCACGCCGACAGAUGAAGAUGUGAUUCAGAGGAUCAAACAAGUGGCGGGCUCCACGCAGACGAGAAGUCCAGAUCACCAUCACAUGCUUGGAGGCCUGGCUCUGUACAGCGUUUCCAAACUGCUGCUCAUCAUCAGCUUUGUGAUCUGUCUCAGCCUGGUUCUGCUUGUGUUCCUCAACAUGAUGCUCUUCUACAAGCUGUGGAUGCUGGAGUACUCUGCACAGUCCUUAACAACCUGGCAAAGUCUUCGGCUUCAGGAGAGUAAACUGCCUCAGACACAGAUGGAGUGGGCCCAGCUGUUGGAGGCGCAGCAGCGUUACCAUGACGCCGAGUUGCAAAAGUGGAGGGAGAUCAUCAAGUCCUCAGUAGUUCUGCUGGACCAGAUGAAAGACUCCUUGCUGAAUCUCCAGCGAGGCAUUGGUUUGAGGGACUACAACUCUGAGACGGAGGAGAAGAAAAGUCGAUAUCACUGACAAACGACCACAUGGCCACAAGGGCAUGCUGUGCAAUAUAGGACCUGUUUUGAUUGUGAACCAGUGUGCAGGGAUCACCAAGGCAGACAGGACAGAGGGCCAUGCAGGACCAACCACGACUGGGUCCAAAGAUACAAAGAGAGCUAGUUAACCCUCCUUUUAGGAGCCGGGGGAUGAGAUUCAUGCACGCACACAGGAACUGGGGAAUCCCCAACUUCACAGAGCUGUGUAGUGGUGGGGGGCACACGACCCGAUCCUGCUCUGCCCCCCGUGCCCCUUCAACUCUCUUUAUUUCCAAGUGCAUCCUACUGUAAGCCAUGUCGGCACGAGAGGGGCAGAGAGAAUGAAGGAAGUACUGCAUGCAUGUAGAAACCCUAGCUCCCCCUCGGUCAGUGUCAACGUGGUCCAAUUCCAGUCUAUGUAUAUCUGAUAAAAAAGGAGAUUUCAUCAAAGUCGAAAGGCUUUUUGAACUCUCUCGACUGUUCGGAACCAAUCGUCCCCUGACGGUCCGCACUGCAGUCUCCCCCUAAAGAGCAUCCAGGGAGCAGUUUGCUUCCAAACGAGUGUUGCAGCUGAGGCGUCGGCCCAUCACAUCGGUUUUCUUGUCAGAACCUGGCCUGUCUGCUUCCUGCCGGGGCUGGUUCCCUGUCAGGUCGAUGACUUAAACUACUGACAAGCAGAACCUACGGACUGAUGAGACUGGAGCCCGUCUCUCAUCCUGCACACAAGAUCACUCGGUCCUACCAUAGUUUCUGCUACCAAGCGUGGCAUUGUUCCUUAUCCUUGAAAAAAGGUGGAAUGUAAUACGGAAAAGAAAACAAAAGUCCUCCUGGAUGCAGGGACUCUACAGCCGGACCAGCAGGGAGACCUGUAUCCUCACGUUUCAUCACUAAACUGUGAUUAUAUCUCUUUAAAAACGUUUCAAAUUGGAAAGAACUAUCAAUAUAUUUGAAAUAUAUAAGAAUAUUUCACUAUUUAAUAUAUAAUAUAUAUUUCAAAACAUAUAAACAUUACCUAUAUUUAUUGUUAAUAUGUGUAAAUACAGAAAUUAUCAGAGCUCUAGAGCAGGUAAAGAAUUUCUAACUUAAAAAGUGUUUUCUUCUUAGAAAUGCAUGCCAGAUAUGUCUGUGACAUGUCCAGUGUGCAAGUAUGAUUCCGCAUUGGCGCUGUUAUAUUCGCGCACGUGUGUGUGUGUGUGUGUGUGUGUGUGUGUGUGAGUGAGAGUUUGUGUGCGCAAAAAACACAUGCGUGCAGGUGAGUGUGACAUUUCUACCAUUCCACAUGUGUAUGUUUCUCAUAUUUUCUUUUGUUUUGGUUUUUUUCUUGUGGCUCCUGCAGCCAGACUGCCUUUUUUUUAUUUCAAAUGCUAAUGAAUUUGGGUGUCGCCUUGCAUCAGUCCCACCAGGUUUACAGCCGAAGAGUUUAGUUCCAAAGCCAUCCUGCGUCUGAAAUGUCCCAAAUUAACAUUGUUUAACACGCACGCUGUGUUCAUUUAACCAACAUUUAGAGCAGAUCAGCAGAAGUAAGGGCAUAGCGGGAAGGCCCUGGUUGGAAUCCUGGCUGGAACCAUUCUGUGUGGAGUUUGCAUUUUCUCCUCGUGCAUUAAUGGAUUUUCUCUGUCCAGUCCAAAAACAUGCUUCAUAGGUUAAUUGGUGACUCUAAAUUGCACCUAGGUGUGAGUAUGUGAGUGUGUGGCCCUGCAACAGACUGGUGGCCUAUUCAGGGUGUACCCCGCCGUCACACAACAGUAGAUGGGUCGGCGCCAGCAGCCACGCGACCCUGACAGGGAUCCAGCAGUUUGGAAAAUGGAUGAAUGGAAAAGCAAAAACCCUGACAUAUUAGGUAUGAACUUGAGGAUUUCAAUGAAAAUGAAAAACUUUGGAAACAAAAUCUUCAUUUUGUUCUCUUUUGUGGCUUGACCCCCCUCUUUCCAAUAAGAAACAUUUCAACAACUAUAUAUGUUCUUUCUCCUCAGUGGUUGAUGCCACUGCCAUGUCUGCACUAGCAGGAAAUCUGGAAAGACAGAAAGUUUGAGAUAACUCCUCAAGCUUUCUUCCAAACUGUAACUCCCUCCCUCCAUUACAAGUGUUCUUUCUUGGUAGGAAUGAAAACAUGAGAAUAGGUUUCACACAAUAAACCAAAAGAAAGAAGCAGACUCGGGCCUUCGCACAUAACCGCAUCGUUUUAAAUGGAAUGAUUGUCAUGUACUGUAUAUAUUGAAGAGGUGCAUCAAAUCACCUCUGAUGUUUUUGUCAACGAAGACUCCUUAAAGCACUUAAAAAAGCAUGAGAGGGAAAGAGAAAAAGGAAGCACUUUAAGGUCUGCUUGAGUUUGGUCGAAAGAAUGUAGAUCCAAAAAAUAUAUAUAUAUAUUGUUGAUGGAAAUUAUUUUUUUAAUUUGUUCAAAAAAUGGAUAAAAAAACACUCCAGACAAAACAUCUCCAAACUGCAGCGAUAUGAGCAACACUUUUAGUUUUCGGGCGACACAGGUAUAAAGGAUUUGAAAAAGGGAAAUGUGUCUUCAGCGUGGGUCUGCUGGAGUCCUGCUGUGUGCAAACUCCAAAGGAAGGGCCACUAAUGAUAACACACAGAAACCUCAAGACCUGAAUGUGAGACGAGGAACGUUUCGCAGGCUUCACUUUCACGACCCCAAUGACCCCGACAGAUUGCACCGAGGUUGGGAUUCGUGUCUUUUAGGGCGCAGGAAUGUCUCGUGUUUGGAAAUGUGACUGAAGUGCUUUCAAAGUUUGUUUCUUAAAUAUUCUUGAUGGAUUUUGCAUCCCGUAAUUUUAGCUUUGCUGAAGCUGAAUUGUCAUCGGUGAAGAGAAGGCUCGACGAAACAAUGGCUUGAUUCUUUUCACUCUCUCUCAUCUGACAGAUCUCCACAGUUAUGCUGAUUAUUCCAGAAAUGUUUCAGCCCCAAAUCUGAGCUUCGAUCUCUCAAUGCUUUUUGUUGUGUUUUUUUCACUUCUCUUGUGUUUUUUUUGUUUUUUUUGGAGGGGUUCUCACUUAACCCAGGUCACACAAAUACUAUUAAUGUUGCUCUGGCUGCUGAGCUGCAGAACCGAGACGACCCGGGAGUUUGGGGUUUAGCAGUGACAACUAACAGAUUGUUUGCUUGGAUGACUAUACCCGUUGGCAUUUGCCUUGCUGUCACAGAACCAGUGAGACUGCAGUGCCAACCACAAAACACAGUGCUAACUAACAGCCUUCAACAACACAUAAUAGAUGUUCAUUCUGAAUCGACCACAGAUCGAACUCAUAGUAAAUGCACAUCUCAAAAUUUGCUGGUGUAUUUUCAAAAUUCUGCUGUACGGUUUUUCCUUAUCUCUCUGUGUGUGUUUUUUUUUAAAUAUAUUUUAGACAUUGUUUUAUUUCUAGAAUUUCCGUGACAUUUCUACACAAGUUGAACAUGCUGUAAGAUUCCGUUGUGUGUAUCUGCAUUCCACGCACACUCUGACAAAGAACUGAACCUGCGCUGUGCGCAGGUUUUCACUUGCAGACGACUUUGCCUCAUAGACACUGAAGAAAGAAGUGGCUUUCUGGUUCAUGUGAAGUAGAGAUUGGAAGUCUGAAUAAAGGACAAAUAAACAAAA
Oryzias latipes (Japanese medaka) is the source of this 7861-nucleotide messenger RNA. NCBI's taxonomy places the organism in Eukaryota, Metazoa, Chordata, Actinopteri, Beloniformes, Adrianichthyidae. The record is from RefSeq and is a predicted model, not a curated record.